AGGGGGGUCCCAGCCAUCCAGUCCGCCUUCUGCUUCAGUCUCAACAGACGCUGCUGUCGCCUUGUUGCUCACUUCGAUCCGCAGUUUAGGGAAUCCGAACCGCAGAGCCCCGCACAGAACCCGCUUCUCUCCGCACCGCCACGCAGAACAACAGAUAAAGCACGAUGGGGAAAGGCUGCCUGAGCAUGAGCAAGUACUUCCUCUUCCUCUUCAACAUCAUCUUCUUUCUGUUUGGGGUCGUCAUCAUGGGCUUCGGACUCUGGCUCCUCCUGGACAAGCAGAGCUUCAUCGUGGUCCUCAAUAACUCCACGUCUCUGAAGGUGGGUUGCUACAUCCUGAUUGGAGUUGGAGCUUUCUCCAUGCUCAUGGGCUUCGUUGGCUGCCUGGGAGCCAUUUAUGAGAUCCGGUGUCUGCUGGGCCUGUACUUCACCUGUCUCCUACUGAUCCUCAUCGCCCAGAUUGCCGCUGGUGCCCUUAUCUACUUCCAGAAAGAAGUGCUGAACAACGAGAUGUCCAACAUCGUGGCCAAGGUGCUGGAUGGUUACCCUGGCAACAACUCCAACACGGAGCAGACCUGGGACUACAUCCAGAGGACCAUGGAAUGCUGCGGCUGGAACCACCAACUGGACUGGAACUCCAACAUGGUGAUCAGGAACAGCUCCGAGCUGCUGUUCCCCUGCUCCUGCCAGAACGUCUCCCUCUCUGAGGAGAACCUGUCCAACAGCGGGUUCUGCGAGUCUAAGACGUCCAACUGGCCCGUUUAUAAUGCGGGAUGUUCAGAGAGCGUGGAGAGCUGGCUCAUCACCAACCUGGGGGUGGUCCUGGGAAUCUGCCUCGGAGUGGCUUUUAUUGAGCUGCUGGGGAUGAUUCUGUCCAUCUGCCUGUGUAGAAACAUUCAAAUGGAGGAUUACACAGAAGUGCCAAAGUACAAUCAUUAAACUGAGGAAUGACCCAGAGAGAGUAUUUGGUCAAAUUCUGUCCAUAUGUUAAAUAAUGAGUAUUUUUUUUUUGUUUUAUGGGAUUUUCCUUCUGAGGGGUUUUAUUGUUGUCCAGUUUCCUUCAAGCACUUUAGAAACGUUUGUAGUUUUGAGCUUUGGAUCAGAACAAUGCGGAGAGUGAAACUACAAUUAGACGAAUUAGUUUGUAAAAUAAAAAGCAAGCAUCUCCUUCCAGUCCAAAUCAUGUCUUCAUGUUACUGCGUUCUUUCAGUUUCCCUUUAGAACCUGACUUUAGUCCCGGUUUCAGUGAAGGUGGAGAAGUGGGUCAGCGCUUUUUGCCCUUUCUGUUUUUAUAGACCAGUGUUGUGACAUGUGAAAUGUUUCAGUACUUUGUAUAUUAUUUUAGUUUUUAUUAGUGUGAAUUUGAUAUUUUUGCUAGGGUUUGUCUUCAUCUGUAAUGUUCUGCUCACUGUCUGGGUUCUGUUUUACUAAAGCUACUGGUUUCCAGCAAACACACCACUAUAUUUGAGCUUUACAGGCAGUUUAACUCUGAUUCUUUGUGUUUUAGUGUAAAACUGACACAGAAAUGAAUAUUUUUGGGGAGAGAAGCGUCGUAAACCUUUGAGCCACGCUGUAUCUUUUAAAGUUGAAUUUUAAAAUAAUUUCUGAAUUAAAAAUAUUGAAAUAACUUUCUAGUAAUUAAUGAGGUGAAGCUGAGCGUUCUGGAGUUGUUAAUAUGUACUCACAUGAUUUAUUCUGUUAUUUGUCAAUAAACUGAAUGAAGUCACA
Messenger RNA from Girardinichthys multiradiatus, 1727 nucleotides. RefSeq names its product CD82 antigen-like. Lineage: Eukaryota; Metazoa; Chordata; Actinopteri; Cyprinodontiformes; Goodeidae. Gene Ontology annotation, cellular component: membrane. The transcript has 9 exons. The record is from RefSeq and is a predicted model, not a curated record. The coding region runs from base 165 to 938 and encodes 257 amino acids.